This is a messenger RNA of Hemibagrus wyckioides, 1552 nucleotides long. It is a transcript of the gene tsr2, whose product is annotated as TSR2 ribosome maturation factor. The record is from RefSeq and is a predicted model, not a curated record. Gene Ontology annotation, cellular component: nucleus. Gene Ontology annotation, biological process: maturation of SSU-rRNA from tricistronic rRNA transcript (SSU-rRNA, 5.8S rRNA, LSU-rRNA). The transcript has 5 exons. Lineage: Eukaryota; Metazoa; Chordata; Actinopteri; Siluriformes; Bagridae. The coding region runs from base 81 to 647 and encodes 188 amino acids.
GUCUAGUAUCGACUCUUUGGCCUGGCCCGCUACACAGCUUCUACUCUGUGAUUGAUUGUUUUGGUCUGUCGGUGUUUAAAAUGGCGGCGCUCGUGUCCUCUCCACGUGAAGUGUUUUCGGAAGCAGUGAGAGCGGUCUUAGAAACGUGGCCGGUUUUACAGAUAGCGGUCGAUAAUGGCUUUGGUGGGGUUUACAGCCAGCAAAAGGCCGACUGGAUGGUGGAUGCGGUCCAGCAAUAUUUUCACGACAACAGCGAUCUCGAGCAGGAUGAAGUGGAGGACUUCCUGUCUGAGCUGAUGAACAACGAGUUUGACACCAUGGUGGAUGAUGGAAGCCUGCCACAGGUGGCACAGAAGGUGUGUGUGAUGUUCCAGCAGUGUAAGCAGGGGAAACUGUCUGAGGUCAAACAGCAGAUCAGCCAUUUGGCACAGAAAAAGGCCAGCGGGAGAGCGAAGGUCACACCUGUUAAAUCCCCUACAGAGGAUGCAGGGGGUAGCGACGAAGACGAUGGUGAAGAGUCUAUGGAGUGUGACGAGGCAGGAGUGGGAGCUGCAGUGAAGCAGCAGCAGGUGUCUUCAUCUGCACCUAAAGAGGAGGAGGAGGAUGAUGAUGAUGAUGGCUGGACGGUGGUGCGCAAGAAAAAGUGACCUUUGGAGUACCAGAAAUGCCGUCAGAACGAACUUGCAAAACCCAAGCUUGAGGGAGUGGUGAAGAUGAGACUUUAUAUACUGCUGUGCUACCUGGUGGUAAAAAUCAUCAGAACUGUUGGUGCAGAUGUUUACCAAAACUGUUUUCUUUUAAUAUAAGACGCUCCAGUUUUCCUGGAUGCUUCACUGAUUUCCCAGAGCCCUGUGUAAGGUUGCGUAAACUCCCAUCAUUUCACAGUUCAUGUGUUGGUGCUUUCAUUACAUCUUGUCAUGCCCUCGUGUGGACACACUGGGCACUGCAGGACUGUGUGUGAGUGUGUGUGAGACAGGUAGAGAGACACGCUCUUCAGGGAGUCUCGCAUCACUUCAUCCUUUAAAAUGUUUAUAAUAGUGAUUUAUAUCUGUUGUGUACUGUAUACCGAGGAUACAGUAUAAAUAAUGAACAGUAUAACACUCAGCUUUCAGGAUGUACUAAAAGGAUAUUAAAUCCAAAUAUUUACAUUUUUUCACACGGGGGGGGGGAAUUGCUUCUAGCUUUUUUGGCCUUUCAGAUGUUCUUAUUGCAGGAUGUAUUGUAUUCUAUAUAAUGCACCUGUGUGUGAGAGAGAGAGUAACAGGAAUAGUUCCACUGUACUGCAUCAUCCCUACACCAUUUUUUUGUCUAAGGUUGUAGGCAUAAAAUACACCAUUAUACAAAAAUACACUAUUCGUUUGUUUUGCUUUACAGGAAAUGAUCACAUCAUCUGGUUUAGACUUCUCUGUCUGAGUAGGAAGAUUUUACGACGGUCAUGUGUAGAAUUCAGAAGCUGUUUGAAGGAUUAAAAAAACAGCAAGGUGGGCUUAUGUUAUUUUAAAAUGAACUGAUAAACCUUUGAUGUUUUUGCAAUAAAUUGCAGUUUCACUUC